GCUAUUUAAAAGUCGAAAAAAUAAAUGUUAUUCCCUGAAAUAGAUCGAUCGUCGUUCCUUACAUUUUGUUACAUUUUUUGAUACAUGUUUUUAUUAUCAAGGAGAUAGGAAUCCCUUUGGUAGACCGCCGAUAUUUCACCAAACAACGAUUGAGUGAUCGAUAUCGAGAAAGUGUUCCAUGGCAACGUAAUACAUAUGUAUGUAGUAAGCGGAUGAGAGAACUGUGUAUGAUCAAGGUGAAACUAUAUGAUUGGCUAUCAGUAGCUCUCGUUGUGUGUCGUUUUAGUAAGAAAAGAGGAUAAGAUGGGAAAUACGGAGAGCAAUGUAGCCAGCGGAGUAAAAAAACAAACGGACGCAUCUUCUAUCUUACUUUACAAAUUAGUCGACAUGAAAGGAGGUGGUUUAUUGGUAAAUAUGAUGAAAAGGGCAACGCAAACUAAACAAUACGCGGAAUUGGACCAUGCUUUAAGAACGAAAGUAGAACCGUAUUUAUACAAUAAGGGUAGAGGUAAAUGGAUUCCAAUCGAAAAGUUAGUUUUGCUGCGGAACAAGGAUCGUCCGAAGCACAAAAUGCUUCCACCGUUAAGAUCUAUGGAGAAUCCUGCCGAUUACGAUAUAGACAAAGAUAUGCAAAAUGAGGAUGAAUUAGACGAGACAAAAAUAGAUAAAAGCAAGUACAGACUAGUCUGCUGGAAUUUAGGCGAAAGAGGAGCAGUCGGCGAAACGAUUUUACACUUAUGCAUGUUACACUCAACUGCUAUUCACAUUGAUCUGGCUAAACGUUUAUUACGUUUUUACCCUAAGCUUAUCAACGAUGUAUAUAUCAGUGAUGAAUAUUACGGUGAGAGCGCAUUACACAUCGCGAUAGUAAAUGAAGAUCCAGCAUUGGUAAAAUUCCUUUUGGACAGCGGUGCGGACGUACACGAAAGAUGCGUGGGGAACUUUAUGUGUCCGGAGGAUCAAAAAGCGUCGAGAUCGGACAGCCUGGAUCACGAAUGGGUUUGCGUAGCUCCGGAAACGGAUUAUAGCGGAUACGUUUACUGGGGCGAGUAUCCUUUAAGUUUCGCCGCAUGUUUAGGACAGGAAGAAUGUUACAGAUUAAUACUCGCCAGGGGAGCGGAUCCUGACAAGCAAGACACAAAUGGAAAUACUGUUUUACAUAUGUUGGUCAUCUAUGAAAAACUGACUAUGUUCGAUAUGGCAUAUGAAGUGGGUGCGUCGUUAGCGAUCAGAAAUGCUCAACAUUUAACACCUUUGACGUUAUCGGCGAAAUUAGCUAGAAUCGAACUGUUUUUUCAUAUCUUAAACAUCGAGCGGGAGAUUUAUUGGCAGAUCGGGAGUAUUACGUGUGCAGCUUAUCCUUUAUCGCAAGUCGACACGAUUGAUGUUAUUACAGGAAGCAUCAGUCAUAAUUCCGCUUUGAAUCUGGUGGUAUUUGGCGAAAAGGACGAACAUUUGGAAUUGAUGGACGGUGUCCUGGUCGAUCUACUAAAUGCCAAGUGGAACACUUUCGUCAAGUCUCGGUUCUAUCGUCAAUUUUUUCUUUUUUGUUUUUACUUUAUUCUGUCAUUGAUCAGCUUUACUCUUCGACCCGGGCCAACAAUAACAUCUUCCAACACUUCCUCACUCGCUGUCACUCCUCAUGUCUCUGUUCCAUCCAUCGAAUCGCCCAUAACAACUCUAAAGCCGGAGCAACUCCUCCCAAACGUUAACAAAACUUCUCAAAAUUUAAAUUUAUCCCUCCUUCUCGAUAAAGCUGUUACCACUGCUUUUACCUCGAAUAUAAAAUAUCCUUCGAAUGUAACAACAGCAAGCUUUGACAAACUGAAGCUUGAUAUUGUCACCGAUCUAACGCGUAUCUUGAACAUUUUCUCAACAGACCGAUCUCAAAACGAGAUCGAAUUGUUCAACGAUUCUUACAGGAUAGCUAUUCGACUAGCUGAACAUUUCUACUCCAAAAAUAACGAUACACCAACGGAUUAUCUAAAAAUUACGACGAUCAAUAACAGUGUCGCCUUUAUAAAUUCGACGAUGCCUUUCGAUAAUAAUACAUUUUCUCCUGGUAGUAACAAACACAACUGGUGGAACAAUCUCACAGAAAAGUGUAGACUAAUGCAUCUAACAACGUUAUCGGCCAAGAUUCGACUAAUCGCCGAAAUAUUAAUGGAGAUUGCGGCUAUUCUUUAUAUUAUUGCAGCACUGCGCGAAGCCAGAUUUCUCGGUCUUAACAUGUUCAUUGAGAAUCUAAUGACUGCGCCAUCGCGAGUAAUGUUUCUCUUCUCCUGUUGUAUAUUACUGUCCUUUCCAUUGCUGAGGUUGGCUUGCGCCGACGAAGUUGAAGAUAUGUUGGCAGUUGUAGUGAUGUUAACGACGGCACCGUAUUUUUUAUUUUUCUGCAGAGGUUUCAAAACGGUCGGUCCGUUUGUUGUGAUGAUUUACAGAAUGAUAAUGGGUGAUUUGCUUCGUUUCGUCUCCAUUUAUUUAGUCUUCGUAAUGGGAUUUUCUCAAGCAUAUUACAUCAUAUUCCUAUCUUUCGAUAAUCCAAAUACACCAGAAGGAGUAGAUGAUUCGGUGAGCAACCCAAUGCCAUCGCCAAUAGAAAGUAUAAUGGCAAUGUUCCUUAUGAGCAUGACGAACUUUGGAGAUUAUUAUGGCGCGUUUGAGAGAACGCAACACAAGAUGGAAGCUAAGUUCUUAUUUGUGGUAUAUAUGGGAAUCGUUGCCAUAUUAUUGGUAAAUAUGUUAAUUGCUAUGAUGGGAAAUACAUAUCAGAAAAUCGCGGAAACAAGAAACGAAUGGCAAAGACAAUGGGCACGUAUAGUUUUGGUAGUAGAAAGAGGAGUAAGUCCACAGGAAAGGCUUAAAAAAUUAAUGGACUAUUCGCAGCCAAUGUCCGAUGGUCGAAGGGCGUUAGUACUUCGAUUGAGUCAAUCGGAAGAAGACAAAGAAGAAAUGAAAGAAAUUUUAGAAAUGAAAAGAACUCAUGAUAGAUUGUAUAAAAAAAGACAGAGCAAGGUAACAAAAAAGAUCGUAACAUCAGAAGAUAAUACUAUUUUGUAAUAUUAUCACAUGUCUUGUCUGUAAUAUUACAUAUGUUCCCAGUAGUUUAAUAUAUUGACAUACUUUGUUGAUAUAAAAACUGUAUCUUACAUACAGUAUACGUAAUAAACUCUUAUGAUUAUGA
Molecule: messenger RNA, 3184 nt
Organism: Bombus pascuorum
Lineage: Eukaryota; Metazoa; Arthropoda; Insecta; Hymenoptera; Apidae
Gene: nan
Product: transient receptor potential cation channel subfamily V member 5
Exons: 14
Coding region: 304-3060 (918 amino acids)
Biological process (GO): calcium ion import across plasma membrane
Cellular component (GO): membrane
Molecular function (GO): protein binding; calcium channel activity
Source: RefSeq, a predicted model, not a curated record